AUGGAGCCUCACGAGAAUGAUGGAAAAUCCUGCUAUGGCGGUCGAGAUCUGAAAGGAUAUGGCGGAUCCCCACCGAACCCCAUGUGGCCCAAGAAUGCGAAGGUAGCUGUGAAUUUCGUGAUCAACUAUGAAGAGGGAGCAGAAAAGUGUCUCCUUCAUGGCGAUAAUGAGAGCGAAAAGUUGCUGUCGGAUAUUGUGGGGGCAGCAGCCUAUGAGGGCCAGCGCCAUGUGAACAUGGAGAGUUUGUACGACUAUGGUGGUCGGGCUGGAUUUUGGAGGCUAUAUAACUUGUUCGAGAAGAAAAAGAUGCCUGCUACGAUUUUUGCAGUGGGUAUGGCCCUGGAGCGCAACCCAGCUGUAGCUUAUGAGCUCCACCAAUCCAGCCAUGAAGUGGCGUCCCAUGGAUAUCGGUGGAUCGAUUAUCAAAAUGUUGACGAGGAAACUCAGCGUGCCCAUAUCAAGAAGACCAUUGAAAUCCACGAAAAACUGUUGGGAAAACGCCCGGCUGGUUUUUAUCAAGGAAAGCCCAACGAGGAUACACGCAGGCUGGUUGUCGAAGAAGGUGGCUUCAAGUACGACUCUGACUCCUACGCGGAUGAUUUGCCGUAUUGGAGCCUGGAACAUGACAGGCCGCAUCUCGUCAUUCCUUACUCUUUGAGUGAGAAUGACAUGAGGUUUGUUGCACCCAACGGUUUUUCCAACGGGACCGACUUCUUUACACACCUGAAAUCGACCCUUUUGUAUCUCAUUGAUGAGGGCAAGCAGGGAAGUCCCAAAAUGAUGUCCGUCGGCUUGCACUGUCGCUUGGCACGGCCUGGAUACGCCGCUGCCUUGUCCGAGUUCAUGGAUUUUUGUGUGUCCCACAGAAGGGAUGUGUGGGUCUGCACUCGUGAGCAGAUUGCUGACCAUUGGUUCAACAAGCAUCCUCCCCGCAUGGCGGCACCACCUGGUACCCCUAAGAGUCCCCAGAAUGAUGCUCGAGAAACGUGGACAGGCCCCAAGACAACACCGACCAAGCCAGUGGGAGAGGAAGAAAGUGAAGUGGACGAAGCAGAUGGCGAUAUCAUCUAA
This is a messenger RNA of Seminavis robusta, 1071 nucleotides long. The record is from the annotation of a GenBank genome assembly. Lineage: Eukaryota; Bacillariophyta; Bacillariophyceae; Naviculales; Naviculaceae.